GGUAAACUUUUCCUGACUAAUUUUUCUAAUUUUAACACUUUUAAGAUUCUCUUCAAACCCAAAUGAUGUCAAUCCGAUUACAUAAUCUACCUGGAUUUUGUUCAAGUGAAUGUGUUUAAUAAACAAACAAUGGAGGGAAGUGGGAACAGUGCUUCACGGUGCGCGCGCGCGCUCGCUCAGGUAAAGGCAGCAGUGGUGAGGGUGGGAGUGUCAGGUGAGGCGCGCGGCGCUCUUCCGGGUUCACUUUGAUCGGUUCGGGCGCCUCUGCAGACACAGAUGGCGGGAGUCCGCUCGUCAGUCCCGCGCGCUCGGUGACAUGCGCUCGUGGCUCGGUCCGUCAGCUCAACUCGGAAGCAGAGGAAAGUUCGGCGCGCGCGAGAGUCCAUCCCGACCGGAGGCACCUGUUGCUCCGGUUCCGGCACGCACUCAGGUGUCCUGAAUCACCUGGAUUAUAUUGUUGUUGGCGGGGGAUUCCUGUCGGAGCGGACGUGAGGGAUGAAGGUGACGGUGGUUUUCGCCGACACGGCGGUGGUGGUUCCCUGUAAGGACGGAUGGACGGUCCAGGACUUAACGGAACAGGCCACCCGGAGGUACCGGCGGAUUCUGGAGCAGCGUGGAGACACGGAGGUGAAGGUCCAUCACUUGGAGUACACAGAAGGAGGAAUCCUGGACAUGGACGACCUGCUGGUUGAUCUGGUGGAAGACAGAGACAAGCUGGUUGCCAUCUUUCAAGAUGACCCCCGUCAAGAAACUGAGAGUCCCCAAGACAUCGCGUCCAACGGUUUCUCCAGCGCCGCGGCGAGUCCAGAACCCCUGUCGUACUACGGCCACCUGGAGUACGAAGAUCCCAGUCGAGGAGAGAUUGAAGUCAACGAAGACACCCUCCUCAAAUCCAAUACUCCUCUGAUGGUGAGGAGCAGCAGCGACUCGGCUUUGGCUCCUCCCUUUGAGAAGAUACCCACACCUCCACCUGAGGAUCCAGACUCCAGGCCUCCAGAUGCUGAAAUCAGCCACGUUCUGAAGGGGGCCCUGGAGCGACUGCGCACAGACAGCCCCCCAGCCAAGAUGAACCGAGCUUACUACAGCGCUUUGACGCGAACCGUUGAGUUCCCAGGUGACCGGGGAGCUCUGGGCAUCCAUGUGAUCCCCUACUGCUCCUCCCUCAGUGGACGGACGCUGGGGCUGCACAUUAAAGGCAUUGAGGAAAACAGCCGUUCAAGGCGGGAAAAGCUCUUCAAGGAGGACGAGUGCAUCGUCCAAAUCAACGACACACCUCUCCUGGACAAAACCUUUGCACAGUCCCAGGAAGUGUUUCGCCAAGCCAUGAUGUCCCCUUCCGUUUGUCUGGAGGUCCUUCCUGCCCCCAACAAGCCUCGCUACGAGAAGAACCUGAUCGGUCAGCUCUUCUCCGACGGCAAAGAGAGCCCUUCCAAAACAUGGAGCCCCGGGACGAGUCGCGCCCAGCCGGACCCCAAACAGGAUCCGAAGCUGAAGGUCGACGCGAAGCUCCCAGACGGUCCCAGACGGACCUAUGAGCCCAGCCUGCAGAACAAACCGCAGGUGCAUUCUGCAGACAGGGGAUCUCCCACACCUCCAAGCCCCUCCCCGACGCGCAGCCAGAGCCCGCCGGACCCCAGGAGCCCCACUGCGCCUGCAGACCUGACCAACAUGACCACCCGGAAGGGGGGCAAGAAGAUCAGAGUUGACCUCAAGAAAGGAACGGAGGGGCUGGGCUUCACCGUGGUCACCAGGGACUCCUCCGUCCACGGCCCGGGGCCCAUCCUGGUCAAGAACAUCCUGGCGCGCGGGGCCGCCAUCAAAGACGGGCGCCUGCAGCCCGGAGACCGCAUCCUGGAGGUGAACGGCGUGAACAUGAUGGAGCGCAGCCAGGAGGAGCUGGUGGCCAUGCUGCGCAGCACCAAGCAGGGGGAGAGCGUCCGCCUGCUGGUGGCGCGGCAGGACGACCUCCUGCCGCGGGAGCUGAAAGGCGAGGAGGCGAGCAGGCAGGUGAUGGAGGACGGCAGGGAGCAGCUGAUGUACGAGAUCCCCCUCAACGAAACGGGCUCCGCCGGCCUGGGGGUCAGCCUGAAGGGGAACAAGUCCAAGGAGACCGGCGAAGAUCUGGGGAUCUUCAUCAAAUCCAUCAUUCAUGGAGGAGCUGCUCAGAAGGACGGCCGGUUGAGCGUUAACGACCAGCUGAUCGCGGUGAACGGCGAGACUCUGGUGGGGCGCUCCAACCACGCCGCCAUGGAGACACUGAGGCGGUCCAUGUCGUCGGAGGGAAACGCCCGCGGCACCAUCCAGCUGGUGGUCCUCCGCUCAGCCAGACAGGCGGGAAGUGCCAACAACGCACCAACUUCAGGUGGAAGAGCAUCUCCGGCCACACUACCUCGCCCUCCAGAAGCCUCCUACAUCCAGGAGCCCCGGGGCCCCGAUGUGUCCCCGAAAACUUCAGGACCUUCUAGAGCCCUGAAGCUGGAGUCCGCCAUGAACGGCCACGCCCCACUGAGAAGCGCUCCAGCCUCCACCAACGACGACCACAGUCACUACGGCAACGAGGAUGGUGAGGGUGGCUUCCCCCCGCCCCCAUCCCCGAGCACGGUGGAAGAAAUGAACAGGGAUUUAACUCUCGCUGCCCCACACCACAGCGAUCCGUCGCCAACGUCUGCAGCUCCCCUCAGAAUGAAGCGCCUGGAUCAGGGCGUCGUUGGCAACAGAGCCUCCAAGAGCAUGGACUUAGUGCCUGAUGAGAGCAACUUAGGUGGGAAAAGCAAAGACAUCUCAGCUGGGGAGGCGUUUGGCCCCACCCUGGGCCUCCAGAAGUCCAGCUCCCUGGAAAGCCUGCUGACCGCCAUGUCUGAGCAGAACCACGCCCAGGCCCCCGUGCCCUUCCACCGACCGCGGCCCAACAUCGCCCGAGCGCGAGGGUGCAACCAGAGCUUCCGCAAUGCCAUUGACCGGUCGUACGAAGGGCCUUCUGAGGACGACGACGACGGGUCGGAUCAGAGCUCCGGCCACGAGACCCCGGCCAGCAGCUCCUCCCGCCAGGACCUGGACGCAGACGAGGGGAAGAAGAAGAAGAAGACCAAAGGGAAGAAGAAGGAGAAAAAGAGCAAAGGGAAGAAGAAAGCGGAGGAUUCAGGAGACGAGCUGGAGAAGAAACCCAAAAAGAAGGGAUUUGGCAUCUUAAGAUUUGGAAAGAAAAAAGACGACAAGAGCAAAGAUUCAAGCAAAGUGUCGAAAAGCAAGCUGGACGCUCUGAGCGAGGAAGAGUUGGACCAAAGAGACGGUGACCCGCGUUAUGGCGAUGCCCGCUCCGGUUACAUCACCCCCGACCGAGGUUCCCUCCCAGACUACGACGACGAUGACAGCGACCCCAACUACGCCCGCGUCAACAACUUCCGCCAGGCCCCUUCCCCGCUCUUCCAACCCAGCCGCACUCCUUCCCCGGCGAUGCCAGCGGGACAGAGCGGUCAGCUCCACCCCGCCGCUGAAGAGUUCGACGGGCUGUACGCCAAAGUCAACAAGUCCAGACCUCCACCUGCUUCCCAGAACCAGCAGCAGGUGUACGGAGACAGAGAGCACCCGCAGGCCAGAGCCGCCCCCGGUUACGAGGAGCUGGAGGCUGCAAGGCGCCGAGUCCUGGACCACGACCCGCACCGGACUGCACCCAGAGGGGCAGAGUCUCGACCGGAGCGCCGCUAUGAAGAGAUCGACCAACGCCACCCGACUCAGCCCAGGAGGGAUCCAUAUGACUACCCCACCUCCAGGCCUGUCGCCCGGGAGCCGAGCCCGUACUCCGCCCAGCAGGUUCAGGGCCAGCAGCGCUACUACCCCUCCACGCAGCAGCAGCAGCAUGCACAGCUGAGGCAGGACGUCCCGCCGUCCCCCACCGGGGGUCGGGGCGGCCACUACUACAGCGAAGCCGCCCGGGGAAGAGCGGACGGCUACCGGCAGGCCAGUCCGGACGGCUACAAGGACGACCGACAGCCCGACCCCAGGCGAAAGAACGCCAUGAUAGCCCCGGUGUGAAAUGCCCCAGACAUCAGGUGUGUGUAUAUUUAUGAAUCUGAGGAAACGAGCUUUACUUUUGAUAAAGAUCCAUCUGUUUUUGGGUGAAUUUACUAGAUUUACUAUGACAAGGU
Messenger RNA from Oryzias latipes (Japanese medaka), 4145 nucleotides. RefSeq names its product par-3 family cell polarity regulator beta a (gene pard3ba). NCBI's taxonomy places the organism in Eukaryota, Metazoa, Chordata, Actinopteri, Beloniformes, Adrianichthyidae. The record is from RefSeq and is a predicted model, not a curated record. Gene Ontology annotation, biological process: microtubule cytoskeleton organization; establishment of cell polarity; establishment of centrosome localization. Gene Ontology annotation, cellular component: apical plasma membrane; adherens junction; cell cortex. Gene Ontology annotation, molecular function: protein binding; phosphatidylinositol binding.